ACUGCGCAUGCGCACAGAGUUGGGGUGGUUCUGACAGCAGAGUUUGAGUGGAAAUCUCUGUGAGUCCGGAUGGAUAAAACAUAAAACUCUUUAUUAGUCACACAUUUGUUCGGAGAAGUGCAACAGAGAGGUUUGGGAGUUACAGGACCAGCCUUCACUUUUUCACCAUAUGAGCCAGCCUGCAGCUUUUCCUUCACUCUUCAUUCCAUAAAACAGUGACUGGACCAUCCGGAUCCUCAUUGGCUUAACUUUGUCUCACCUACCGUGUUGUCAACUGUAAGCUCAAAUUUUUUGGACAUCUCCAAUCUGCAGCAUUCAUGGAGCCCAUUUAUGCUACCGGAAUGGCAGCCAAGCUGCGCAGUCAGUGGGACCGAAAUGAAGGCUUGGGCCAGAACCAUAAGGCUGUCAAGUUUUUGGGGCAAGAUUAUGAUCUGCUAAAGGCACAGUGCCUCCAGAGGAGGACCUUGUUUGAGGAUUCUUACUUCCCAACCAGCGCCUCCUCACUAGGCUUUAAUGAGCUCGGGCCCCGCUCCUCCAAAACGCAUGGUGUGCGCUGGAUGAGGCCACCGGAGCUCAGCUCUCGUCCCCAGUUCAUCAUGGAUGGAGCCACUCGCACAGAUAUCUGUCAGGGAGCACUGGGUGAUUGUUGGCUGCUGGCUGCUAUUGCUUCUCUCACUCUUAAUGAUAACCUGCUGCACCGUGUGGUUCCACAUGGACAGAGCUUCAGUGACGACUACGCUGGUAUCUUUCACUUCCAGUUCUGGCAGUUUGGUGAGUGGAUUGAUGUGGUGAUUGACGACAGGCUGCCGGUUAAAGACGGGAAGUUGCUGUUUGUGCACUCUGCAGAGGGCGGCGAGUUCUGGAGCGCUCUGGUGGAAAAGGCCUACGCCAAGUUGAACGGCUGCUAUGAGGCUCUAUCAGGUGGCAGUACAUCAGAAGGCUUUGAGGACUUCACAGGCGGUGUGACGGAGAUGUAUGAGCUGAAUAAAGCUCCAGCGGAUCUUUUCAACAUCAUAAGGAGGGCCGUGGAGAGAGGAUCACUGCUGGGCUGCUCCAUAGAUAUCACCAGUACUCGUGACAUGGAGGCCGUCACUUUCAAGAAACUGGUUAAAGGCCAUGCCUACUCAGUGACCGGAGUGGAGGAGGUGGUUUUCAGAGGAAGCCCCACCAAGCUGGUGCGCAUCAGAAACCCCUGGGGAGAGGUGGAGUGGACUGGAGCCUGGAGUGAUAAUGCGAGAGAGUGGGACAGUGUGGACUCGUCCACCAGGAGCAAACUGCAGAACCGCAGUGAAGAUGGAGAGUUCUGGAUGUCGUUCAGUGACUUCCUGCGGGAGUUCAGCAGGUUGGAGAUCUGUAACCUGACAGCAGAUGCUCUGGAAGCCAGUCAGGUGAAGAAGUGGAGCACGUCUCUCUACGGGGGCGAGUGGAGGAGAGGCAGCACAGCUGGAGGCUGCAGGAACUACCCAACUACGUUUUGGCUCAACCCUCAGUUCAAGAUUAACUUGAAGCACCCGGAUACAGCAGGACAGGACAAGUGCACCUUCCUAGUGGCUCUGAUGCAGAAAGACCGCAGGAAACAACGCAAAGAGGGCAAAGACAUGGAGACUAUCGGCUUCGCAAUAUACGAGGUUCCCAAUGAGUAUGUAGGUCAGUCAGGAGUUCACCUGAAGCAAGAUUUCUUCCUCACACAUGCCUCCAGCGCUCGCUCUGAGCUUUUCAUCAACCUGCGUGAGGUCAGCUCACGCUUCCGCCUUCCUGCUGGAGAAUACAUCGUCGUCCCGUCCACGUUCGAGCCACAGAAAGAGGCCGACUUUGUGCUGCGUGUCUUCUCUGAAAAACCCGCUGACUCAGAGGAACUGGAUGAUGAAAUCAAAGCUAAUCUUCCCACAGAGAAUUAUCUGGAUGAGAGCCAAAUUGAUGCCGGAUUCAAGAAUCUCUUCAGACAGCUGGCAGGAUCGGACAUGGAGAUCAGUGUUAAAGAGCUCCAGACCAUUCUGAACAGAAUCAUCAGCAAGCAUAAGGAUCUGAAGACGGACGGCUUUAGCCAGGAGGCGUGCCGCAGUAUGAUCAGCCUCAUGGAUAAAGAUGGCAGUGGUAAGCUGGGUCUCGCGGAGUUCCAUGUGCUGUGGGAGAAAAUCAAACAAUAUCUGGAAGUGUUCAGGAAGUUUGAUGUGGACAAGUCUGGCACAAUGAGCUCCUAUGAGAUGCGUAUGGCCCUUGAAUCAGCAGGCUUCAAGCUGAACAACCAUAUAUUCCAGCUGAUUAUUCUGCGCUACACAGAGCAGGACCUGACCGUCGACUUCGACAACUUCGUCACCUGUCUCGUGCGCCUGGAGACCAUGUUCAAGACAUUUUACACCUUAGACACUGACAGUGAUGGAUUCAUCUCCUUAAACUUCAGCCAGUGGCUCACUUUGACCAUGUUUGCAUAAACAGACAGACAUCUGGAUGCCUGUCGCCUUGUGCUGAGACCCACACCUGCCUCCAUCUUUUACAAAAGUGCCUUCUUCAUAAUUUUUUUUUAAUUAUCGCUCAAGGUGAUGGUAUUAAAUCAGUAUUUUAGUCCUGUCUCUUUUUUUUUAAAGGUGUCCUGGUAUAAGGAGUGUUUUCAAAGGGUUUAAGUUGAGUUAUAUAAAGAGCCAGUCUGUGUUCUGUGUGUCAUUUAUGCAUAAGCCAAAACAGUAAGCCACAGUCUGAGAAGAAUGCAAUACAUAUAAAGUCAUCAGUCUCGGCCUUACAAAGUGUCACAGUGUAGUGUUUACAGCCUCUCUGACCAGCCACGUGCCAGCAAUCAUAAUUUACCUGUAAACUGAUCGUACUCUCAACUUUACCUUGUCAGACAUGUCUGUGUUUACUUCCUGUGUCAAAUGGAUCACUUCCUUUUAAUCCUUAUCUAUCAAUCAGUUCAGACUUCCAAGAAUGUACAGUAUAUGAGGAUUCAAAGGAUUUAACAUGACUAAACCAAGCGCAUCAGCAUUAAUCUGCUAUAAAUAAUAAGUUUGUGUUUUUAAUAAUAAAUCAAAUAAGCCAAAUGGGGUGGUGCAGUGGUUAGCACUGUCGCCUCACAGCAAGAAGGUUCUGGGUUCGAACCUUGCAGUCGACUGGUGCUUUUCUGUGUGGAGUUUGCAUGUUCUCCUUGCGCCUACAUGGGUUUCCUCUAGAGGUUUUCGACCUGACGUCAUAGGGUCACGUGAUACUGUUAACGCCACCAUUUUGGAGGUCAAACAAAGCCACGCUUAUCAGCAAACAACGCUUGUAAUAUCCAUCUUCUUCAUCGCUUACUUUUAUCGUAGAAUGACUGAUACCUGUUGUGCAGUUAGCUGCCACAACAGAAGAGGGGAUAAACCUGGAUUAACAUUCCAUAGGUUCCUGGCCGAUCGACAGCGUCGCGAAAAGUGGAUUGCGGCGAUCAGGCGAGAGAAUUGGCAGCCCACCGAACACACGCGUUUGUGUGGCGAACAUUUUGUCUCAGGUAACUUUUCCAAAAGUUUAAAGACAUCGUAUGCGAGGUAAAUGACAAAUUAUACAUGUAGCCUAGCACCUAGCCUACACGUAAGCCCUGUUAGGUGGUGUUCAGGCUACCUGGCACCUAGCCCCACUAGUCAGGCUACGAUGGUUUUAUCUUUAUACAUCCAUGGUUUUACAUACGUGAGAUGGGGACCGCUCGGCCUCGUCAAUAGGGCUACCUGGCACCGGGCUUCUUACUAGUGUUUGGGCGGCUUACGUGUAGUCUAGGUUUAACAUAUACGGUGCCCUCAGGCGAGGCAGAGCCAUGUUGUUGGGUGGGUUGUACUUUUUAGAUGUGAAUAUGCAAUGGACAAAACUAGAAUUCGAUACUAGACAUAUUAAAUAUUAUGCAUUUUUCUAUAUGAUUAAUGUAACUCUCUCAACCUGGACACUAUUUUUCUAACUGCAAUGAAUUUACUUUUAUUUGGUAUCACGUUGAACUAGACUGUUAUGGAAUUUUUUUGCCACAAAAUGUUGUUGGAAAUCUUUGCAUAUGUUGUCAUGGCAACCAUUCAAACAAUGCAUGCUGUGAAAAGGGAAAAUACAUAUUUUUUGACAAAUCUUUAAAGUAGGUUUUUCUAUUUAAAUAUUAAAAGUAGUAGCCUACUUAAAGUUAUUAAAUUUAGGUUUAGUAGCAUAUUGACAGUGUAACAUCGCUCGAUAACCCACAUGUUAGGCUAGCGGGAGUCGCCAUUGUUGUGACCGCCAAAAUGGCGCUAUCUGCUUGUCGACAUGGCAACGGUCACGUGGGUCGAAAACCUCUCUAGGCUUCCUCCCACAGUCCAAAGACAUGCAGAUUAGGUCAACAGACUGCUUUAAAUUGCCCAAAGGUGUGAAUGGAAGUGUGAAUGGUUGUUUGGAAAGGCCAUGUAGCGUGAAACCUGCAUGAACUGUGAUUCUUGGUUACUGGGCUGUGUGGGAAUUUGGGUGCCAUUAAGUUCUUGUUUGUAUGUUUUGUUUUUUUAGCCAAAUGAUAAAUCAAAAAUCAAUCCCAUAACUGAAAACUGCUGAAAAAAUGCACUUGUUGGAGAAGCAAACACAUUACAAUAGGCAUGGUAUGAUUUUUGAAGGGAAUAACAAGCAAAGUCCUUUUGAUAAGAGAGUACGUUAUUCCAGACAGUUCAGCUGUCAGUCUGAUUGCGUGUUUGUGCAAAACGCAUGGCAAACAUGAAAUAGCUGCAUGUUUUACAUGUGGAUGCAGAAAUCAAAAAUAUAUAUGUGAAGAACUAAAUGGAUGAAUUCAUAUUUUAUUGCCAAAUGCAUGACCUUAUAAAAGCCAUGCAGAAAUGCUGUUAAUUCUGUUAGGGCUGAUGCCUGUAUUGUGUUCUUGGUGCUCUGGUCAAAAAGGCACUUAGAGUUUCAUGUAUUCAAAAAUGUCUGUUUUCAAUAAAUCCAUUUUUAAAAUACA
Messenger RNA from Neoarius graeffei (lesser salmon catfish), 4915 nucleotides. It is a transcript of the gene capn1, whose product is annotated as calpain 1. The record is from RefSeq and is a predicted model, not a curated record. Gene Ontology annotation, molecular function: calcium-dependent cysteine-type endopeptidase activity; calcium ion binding. Gene Ontology annotation, cellular component: cytoplasm. The transcript is spliced from 22 exons. Gene Ontology annotation, biological process: proteolysis. The coding region runs from base 318 to 2432 and encodes 704 amino acids. NCBI's taxonomy places the organism in Eukaryota, Metazoa, Chordata, Actinopteri, Siluriformes, Ariidae.